AUGCAAACGUUUUACGCUAGCUCCAGUGGUCCUGCUGGUACCCAUGGAGAGAGGGGCUUCAGGGGAGAGCCGGGAGCACCAGGUCCAAAGGGAGAGCCUGGAGAGAAGGGGUUACCGGGAGACGGCAUACACCAGAUCAGAGAGGCCCUGAAGAUCUUAGCCGAGAGGGUUUUAAUCCUCGAGACUAUGAUCGGUAUCCAUGAACCUGAUCUGGGGUCUGGGGAUGGAGCUUUCGGUACAGCGUCCCCUAGCUUCUACAGGGACAAGCGCACCGGAUCCCUUCCACAGCGCCUGUCCACUCUGCUCUCCUCAUCUGACAGUAAGCCCCGAAGGAACUAGAACUUUACCAUGAUCCUAAAGUAUAAAUAAAGAACUCCAAAUGGGAAUUAUGGCUGGAGGAGGGCCAGUCAAGGAGCAUGGUCUCAAGGAGAAGAUCUCAGGAAACCCAAGCUGAUUUAUGGCGGGUUUCACAUGGAGUAAGCAAUAACCACUUCCAUGACUGCUAGGGGAGGAGAGGGGGGUC
Molecule: messenger RNA, 523 nt
Organism: Periophthalmus magnuspinnatus
Lineage: Eukaryota; Metazoa; Chordata; Actinopteri; Gobiiformes; Gobiidae
Product: EMI domain-containing protein 1-like
Exons: 5
Coding region: 1-339 (112 amino acids)
Source: RefSeq, a predicted model, not a curated record